UUAGUUUCCUUUUUCAACAAAUAAUUGAAUUCUACUUUGAAUAACAUGUUCUUCUUUUCUUCCUCAAUGUGUGUAGAUAUGGCUUCUGCAAACCUUCUGCUGUCUGAAAAUCAGUUCCUGUGCUCCGUCUGUCUGGAUGUGUUCACUGAUCCAGUCACAACACCAUGUGGACACAACUUCUGCAAAAAGUGCAUCAAUGAUUACUGGAAUACCAACAACCAGAACAUGUGUCCACUGUGUAAAAAGGUUUUCUUCUCAAGACCUGAGCUGCUCGUCAACACCUUCAUGUCUGAGAUGGUUUCUCAGUUCAGACAGUCGACUCAGCAGAAAGCCAGCAGCAGCAGCUCAGAGCAACAAGAGUCCAGACCAGGAGAAGUUCCCUGUGACGUCUGCACUGGAACCAAACUGAAGGCCCUGAAGUCCUGCCUGGUGUGUCUGGCCUCCUACUGUGAGACUCACCUGGAGCCUCACCUGACAAUGUCAGGCCUGAAGAGACAUCAGCUGAUGGACCCUGUGGAGAACCUGGAAGACAGGAUGUGUCUGAAGCACGAUAAACCUCUGGAGCUGUUCUGUAGGACCGACCAGACGUGUGUCUGCAUGCUCUGCACUGUGUUGGACCACAAGAUGCACAAUGUUGUUCCUCUGAAACAAGAAUGUGAAGGAAAGAAGGUGGAGCUGCAGAAGACAGAGGCUGAAACUCAGGAGAUGAUCCAGAAGAGACGCCUGAAGAUUCAGGAGGUCCAACACAACGUGAAGCUCAGUGAGGAAGAUGCAGACAGAGAGAAAGCAGAAGGUGUUCAGGUCUUCACUGGUCUGAAGGAGUCUGUGGAGAGGAAACUGAACGAGCUCAUCACUACGAUAGAAGAGAAGCAGAGAAGCACCAAGAAACAGGCUGAAGACGCCAUCAGAGAGAUGGAACAGGAGAUCUCUGAUCUGAUGAAGAGGAGCACUGAGGUGGAGAAGCUCUCCCUCUCUGAAGACCACCUCCACCUCCUCCAGAGUGUCCAGUCCCUCAACAUCCACCAUCCACCACCCACCAAGGACUGGUCUCAGGUCAGUGUUCCUCCAGCAUCACAUGAGGGGACUGUGAGGAGAGCUGUGUCUCAGCUGGAGGAGACGCUCAGUAACAUGAUGAAGACGCUGGUUGAAGUGAAGAUGAAGACGCUGGUUGAAGUGAAGAUAAAGAAACUGGUUCCUGAAACUGAGCUGAAGAGGGUCCAGAAGUUUGCAGUGGACGUGACUCUUGAUCCUGAAACAGCUCAUCAUUACCUCAUCCUGUCUGAUGACAGGAAACAAGUGAAACCUGCUCAGGUAGAGCAGCCACGUCUCCCCGACAAUCCACAGAGGUUCUCUCUUUGUCCCUGUGUUUUAGGAACACAGAAGUUCUCUUCAGAAAAACUUUAUUACGAGGUUCAAGUUAAACAAAAGUCUGAAUGGUUUUUAGGAGUGGCCAGAGAGUCGGUCAACAGGAAGAGACUCUUCACACUGAGUCCUCAGAACGGUUACUGGAGUAUAGGUUUGGGAAAUGGAAAUGAGUAUGAAGCUAAUGCUGGUCCUCCAGUUGUUCUCUCCCUGAAGACUCGGCCUCAGAAGGUGGGGGUGUUUGUGGACUAUGAGGAGGGUCUGGUCUCCUUCUAUGACGUAGGAGCUGCAGCUCUCAUCUACUCCUUUACUGGCUGCUCCUUCAAGGAGAAACUCCUCCCAUUCUUCUGUCCUGGUCUUAAUUAUCAUGGUGGUAUAAACUCUGCUCCUCUGAUCAUCUCUCCUGUUGGAGUAAACUAAUCACUCUCUUUGGUUAUUAUAAUGAUUUAGUUCAUUGAAGAGAAUAAAUGUACAUAUCUUGUCUUAAUAUCAUGCAGUUGAACUUGACAUCUUACUGUUUACUGUUUUGAUUGAUUUACACGUCAUUAUUAAAUGUAUCCCGUUACAAAUAAACACAUUAAUCUCUUAAACUCUGCAUCAUGACACAUUAAAUGUAGAAUUUCAAUUCAAAUCGUUGUUAAAUCUAAGACAUUUAUUUCCACGUCCAGAAGAUCCAGAAAAGUAAAGCCUGGUUGACAGAAGUUGUUUCAUGACAAAUAAAUUGUAUUCUGUGACUUUCAUAAUAAAAGAUAUUU
Molecule: messenger RNA, 2117 nt
Organism: Pseudoliparis swirei
Lineage: Eukaryota; Metazoa; Chordata; Actinopteri; Perciformes; Liparidae
Product: E3 ubiquitin-protein ligase TRIM39-like
Exons: 1
Coding region: 46-1782 (578 amino acids)
Molecular function (GO): protein binding; zinc ion binding
Source: RefSeq, a predicted model, not a curated record